UCCACUCUUCACUGCACCAUCUAGCUAGCUCUUGUUAGAUCGACCGGUAAUGGCGUCCACCAAGGCUCUCUUCGUGCUCGCCGUUCUCCUCGCGUCGGCCGUCCUCCUCGCCGCCGCGGCCUCCGAGCAAACUCGUGAGCUCCAUUAUGACAAGGAGGGGAAGGUGGACACCAACGGUGCCGGCGUCCAGGACGGCUGGGGUGGCGGCGGCCGAGGCGGAGGGUACCCGGGCCGCGGGGGCGGCGGCUACGGGCCGUGUGGUCGGUGGGGCUGCUGCCGCCGUGGGUACCACGGCGACUGCAUCCGGUGCUGCCGGGCCGCCAACGACGUCCCGGAGGCCAUGGACCGCACUGAGGUGCACAACUAGCUAGCUAGCUGGCUAUGGCUUGGCUAGCAAGCAGGAGCCAUGAUCUGGAAGCUAGCUUCUUCCAGGGUACUUCUCGAAUAAAAUAAAUCUCCGGUUUAGUUCAUGUGAUCUUUGUAUGUGCGCGGAUGAACGUAUGUAGCUACGUACGCACGUACGUAGUCCUUUUUGUUUGGUUCGAAUAAUAAGAAAUGUGAUGCGUGUUUAGUUUGCAA
This is a messenger RNA of Triticum dicoccoides, 579 nucleotides long. RefSeq names its product glycine-rich protein-like. Bases 50 to 367 code for a protein of 105 amino acids. The record is from RefSeq and is a predicted model, not a curated record. The transcript has 2 exons. NCBI's taxonomy places the organism in Eukaryota, Viridiplantae, Streptophyta, Magnoliopsida, Poales, Poaceae.